AACCUUAAAGUUGGCUGGGACUUAGGCAUUUAAAAUAAUGUCUUAUAUCCAAAACAUUUUCGUCCCAUUCGAAAUAUUCAAAUGCCGUCUAUUAAAACCGCCAUAUUGAACUACGGUUAUAUAUAAAAAAAUUGUUUUCUAAAAGUUUUGUACUUAUAAUUUUGAAGUUUUAAAAUAUACGACAUGAUUUAAACGAGCCGGAAAUCCCGGGAAGGAAAUACAAGCUGUGACAUAAAAAAUAUUACAAGAACCAACGACGGAAUUGUGGUUUAAAACAAUCUAUUUUUAUUACCUCCAUAAACACAAUGUUUUGGUUCAUACGGAUUAAAUUUAAUACAACCUUUUUACAGUGACAUUGUCCGCAUGAAAUGGACAUUCAGUAUUAUACGAAGUAAAAUUUUGAAUCAAUCUUAUAUUGAUAAGAACACACAGUGUGCUUACAGCAUCUUUGUGCAAUACAUUACACAUCCAACUUCUAAACUAGAGUAAACGUUAAAUUUAAAAUGCAUUUUUAAAUUUGUGCUAGCUCCAGUCGCGGUAAAGAAUUCCCUCUGCGGAAUUUUAAAUCGACUGAAUUCGUAGAGAUACGUGUAAGUUGUUAAAAUAAAAUGAAUAUAGGCAGUUAAAGAGAAUGUCGCCGUUAAAAAUGGUCGCUUUCAAGAUCGUUUUGUUUAUGGCCAUCGGAGCGUUUUGUACGAACGUACAGGAGAAUUUCUUUCAAGAGAACCGUCGCCUGUCUAAAGCUAUAGUCGAGGCGAUGCAGGACUCACAUUUCGACCAAGAGCUACUCUUCGAUCUCAAGAAAGAAAACCAAGUGUAUUUAAAUCGAACGAUGUCCCUUGUCAUUAAAUAUAUUGUGAAAAGGGAAGUGGAUAAUUACCGGUCGCGUCGCACGGAUGCCAUCAGCCGCAGGGUGUACUCGUCGCUCGUCAUGAAGCUUAUUGACAUCGCCAAGGAUCUUCCACGUAACACGAGCGCCGCCAGUCGCAUUGACACAGCACAUCGAUACUAUAUGUCAGUGGAGUCACGCGACAUGCAUGACCAGAUGGCAGACGUACAGGUCUUCCACGCUUGUGCUAGACUCUAUGACGUCAUGUUCACUGCUCCCAGAAUCAUCGCCGAAUUGGGUGUCUUGGAAGACCUUACACCUAGAAGCCUAUUGAAAAAACUCAAAGAAUUGGAAAUCAAGCCUGUACACCUCGGUGUCGCCUUGCUCAUUCAGUACCACCUUCGUAGCACCAUAAACUUCGCUAUACGCUCCAAAGCAUUAGAAGUUCUGUCUACCAAGCCUCAAAUGGUUGGACCUCAAGUCAUAGACAUGCUGAAGGCUAUAGCAUCAAGGUUGCUACCCGUGGCCGAACUGUUAGAUAUACACUUGGCACAUUCCAGCCCGGCCUUCAAGGACACUUGCCCCUCUACAUGGCUUGGAAUCGUAAAUAAUAAACAACCGUAAAAUAAAUUAUAUGUCACCAGAA
Molecule: messenger RNA, 1475 nt
Organism: Danaus plexippus (monarch butterfly)
Lineage: Eukaryota; Metazoa; Arthropoda; Insecta; Lepidoptera; Nymphalidae
Exons: 6
Coding region: 632-1453 (273 amino acids)
Source: RefSeq, a predicted model, not a curated record